Messenger RNA from Lizanozyma spartinae, 1425 nucleotides. It is a transcript of the gene RAD52, whose product is annotated as recombinase. Bases 1 to 1425 code for a protein of 474 amino acids. NCBI's taxonomy places the organism in Eukaryota, Fungi, Ascomycota, Pichiomycetes, Serinales, Debaryomycetaceae. Gene Ontology annotation, cellular component: nucleus. Gene Ontology annotation, biological process: double-strand break repair via single-strand annealing; double-strand break repair via homologous recombination; mitotic recombination. The transcript has a single exon. The record is from RefSeq and is a predicted model, not a curated record.
AUGCUGCCACCAAUAGACACAUCAUCGAAUAAACGUCCACCGCAAUAUCAACAGCAACACAUUGAAGGCGGAGUUAACCCUGCUGUGUUCAAGAAACCUCGGUUGAAUGAAGAUAGCAGCAGACAGAAAUCAUCACCAACUCCAUACACUCAAAGAGAACAACAUGAGAUCCAAGGUAAAUUGAAUAAGGUAUUAGGUCCAGAAUACAUAAGUUUCCGACCUGGUGGUGGUGGACAGAAGGUAGCUUAUAUUGAAGGGUGGAGGGCCUUGAACCUUGCAAAUGAGAUCUUUGGAUUCAAUGGCUGGUCUUCAGAAUUGGUUAGUACUCAAGUGGAUUACUUUGACACUCAUGGGCAAAGUGGGAAAUAUUCUUUAGGUCUUGCAGUUCUUGUUAGAAUCACUUUGAAAGAUGGUACUUUUCAUGAAGACUUUGGGUAUGGGUUUAUUGAUAAUGCUAAAAGUAGAGCCAUGGCUUUUGAGAAAUGUAGGAAGGAAGCCUUUACUGAUGCAGUUAAAAGAUGUCUUCGAUGUUUUGGUAAUGUAUUGGGUAAUUGUCUUUAUGAUAAAACCAUUAUUCAGAAGAUUCAUAAAUUCAAAUUAGAUCCUCAUGAGUAUACCACUGAAGAUUUCCAUCGAGAUCCAUUGAUAGCUCAAAGAGAGCAACUUAAAAAGGAGUCCACUUUUUCUUCAAUUCCCGGUUCAUCUACUUUCAAUAACAAUCCUACUACAUCAACAUCAACAAUACGAUCGAUGUCAGUUCCACCUCAACCAGGACCCAAUUCCAAUUCCAAUUCCAAUGGUAUUGUUAAAAGUAGUAGUAAUGGUGGAGUCAUGGCUACUACAAAGCAAAUCCCCAUAUCACGAGAAGUUAUGUUGACUGCAUCCCAAGAGGCUGUCAAGUUUUUCGGUACUGAUGAUCCAUUUACAUUUAGUGAUGACAUUGGUCCUGAGGAUGACGAUAAUGUGGAUAUGGAUGGAAUCGAUGAUAUGGAGCUACAACAAUUAGAAGGUCGAAACAGAGAACUAGCUGAUUCAUCACGUAAUAAUUCAGAUGACGUACCACAAGCAAUGUUUGUCAGUGCUAAAAUCGCUGAUAGACAUGAGAAGGAUGGUACGGUUCCAUUGAAGAAGUUUGAUACCAAUUUCAUUUCUUCAAGUAUAAGACGUACUUUGGAUCCCACCAAAUCGGUUCCGGUUAAGAAGGCAGAGGUUCUAGAGCUUUAUAGCCAACAAGUGAAUGAUUCGCAUAACAACGUCAACGGAUAUCGGGCUGGAAAUGAAGAUGGGAAUGGCAACACGAGUGUUCUAGGUAAACGAUUAAUAGGUGCACCACCAUCAGUCCCUAAGUCUUCUCCUUCAUCCCAACAGUUUCGUCCACCAAUGAAACGACCCCAUAAAGAAACAUCUCAACUGGAUUCGGGUUAA